GCUGCGUGAAGAGGACUACACAAUGGAGAUUUUGAGAGUUGUUGGGACUUUGUGCAUUGCAAUCGCUUUGAAUUCCUAUGUGGAAUUGUAUACGGCUUCAUCAAUAUGGAUUAUUCUUGUGCAUCAAUUGUUUUAUUUCGUGAACUAUGUUGAAAUUACUUUGACGUAUAAAAUGUUGAAUGAAUUGUCGAAACAAUGCCGGAGUAUUAAUGAGCAUCUACAGAAGAGAAUCAGUUUUCUGGCGUUGGAUAAAAUUCAACCGAAAGGUAAAAUCUGGAAUGAAUUGUUGGAUGUGAAGAAGUUACGCGAGAGCGAGAAAGAUUCCUUUUUUGAUAGCGCGUAUGAAAUGGCCGAAGCUCAUUUGGCUAUCGGGCAAAUUGCGACUGAAAUCAACACGGUUUUCGGCGUGUCUGUUCUGGUUGCAGUGUUGAGUGAUUUUACGAUGUUGACCUGCACCACUGUCACGUUCUGCCAAGACAUUCGCCAGCUUUUAAACCUUGGAAAGGUUAACUAUGGAAUUAUGCUGAAAGCUUUCAAUAAUGCAUUUCACGAUGCGCUUAUUUUAACCAAAGAAUGUUAUAGUAUUUAUUAUUGGACCAAACUUAAGAAAACUCUAAAGGCCACAAUAACAUGUUUGCAUAAAAUGUGGAAUACGCUCGCAAAGCACAACGAGAUCGACGAGAAAUCCAAUUAUUUACAAUUGCUCAUCGUGCAAUUAUUCAACGGCAUGCCGAAUUUUUCAACCUUCGGUAUCAUCAUCAUUGAUUGGCCGUUAAUUAUCUACGUCAUCUCAUCUGCCGCCACGUAUGUUGUUAUUAUAAUGCAAUUCGAAUUAGCUACUGAAGUUCAACCGAAUCCUAUUCGGAACGCUACAAUAACACAUUAAUCACACAGCGA
This is a messenger RNA of Dalotia coriaria, 897 nucleotides long. RefSeq lists its product as uncharacterized. Lineage: Eukaryota; Metazoa; Arthropoda; Insecta; Coleoptera; Staphylinidae. The record is from RefSeq and is a predicted model, not a curated record. Bases 23 to 886 code for a protein of 287 amino acids. Gene Ontology annotation, cellular component: membrane. The transcript has 3 exons. Gene Ontology annotation, biological process: sensory perception of taste.